GAGCGUUUGCAGUUGACAGCGACACGAUUAUAAUGCAUCGCAUGUGUGAACAGACCUAAGAAAGGGACGAGCCGGUUUCACCCGGUUUAUGGGUAGAGCAGCAACAGCACCAUGACAAGUGUGCGUAGAGGACAAAGUGCAGGUGACUUCGGCGGAACUCUUCGCGUCGAUUCCAGCAUUGCGUUGCCAUUCACACAACCAGCAGCGCCAUGAAGCUCCGUGGAAAGGAAACGCUUUGUUUUCUUUCGGCUGUGUUGUUAGUCUGUGGUGCAUCAGAACGCGACGCACCUGUAGUCCACAUGGAACUUGGCAGCCUGAAAGGGGAGUAUGUGAGCGUAAAAGGGAAGGAGACUGGGGCCGACGCCUACCUGGGUGUCCCAUUUGCCAAGCCACCCGUUGGCCCUGGCCUGAGACUGGCUCCACCUCAGAAAGUGGAGGCUUGGCAAGGAGUGAGAGAUGCCAGUAAGCAGCCACCGAUGUGCAUUCAACAUAGACAGUUCCUUCUAGAUCUGAUGCAGUUGAUUGGUAGCAUAGCAGAAGAAAUCCCUGAUAUUUCAGAGGACUGCCUUUACCUCAACAUUUAUACUCCUGCAAACAGAGCUCAUGAUGCUAAGCUCCCAGUAAUGAUGUGGAUCCAUGGUGGAGGCUUUACUUUGGGAUCAGCUUCAAUGUAUGACGGAUCCGCCCUGGCUGCUUACCAGGAUGUGGUUGUGGUGCUCAUCCAAUAUCGUUUGGGAGUUUUGGGCUUUCUCAGCACAGGAGAUGAGCAUCUGCCUGGUAACUCUGGCCUGCUGGACCAGGUUGAAGCUCUACGGUGGAUCCAAAAGCACAUUGCCAACUUUGGGGGAGACCCAGCCUCGGUCACCAUAUUUGGAGAGUCUGCUGGUGGAAUGAGCGUUUCCCUGUUGCUUCUAUCACCAUUGUCUGAUGGGCUGAUCCAUCGAGCCAUCGCUGAAAGUGGCACUGCCGCAAUGGAUGUGUUUGUGUCAACUGAUCCUCUACCAAUAGCACAGGUUGUUGCUAAUGCAUCCGGCUGUAGCAUUGAAAGCACACAGACGAUUGCUGCCUGCUUGAGAAAAAUUGAUAUUGACCCUUUUUUGACGAUUGCACAGGAUCCAACACUAAGAUUGAGCAUAAAUAUAGACGGACACUUCCUGACGAAACCAGUAAAGGAGCUGUUCGAGAAGCAUGAGAUUCAGAAUAUACCAUUUUUGACUGGUGUCAAUGAUGAUGAAGGGGGCUGGUUAGUUACUUCUUUCAUGGCUCCUCCAAACUGGACUGAAGGAAUGGACCGGGAGCAGGUUUUAAACACAAUAUCGCCUUUCAACCCCAAAGAGUCCAUUGUCACUGAUCUGAUGAUAGAGGAAUAUAUUGGAGCUGGGGAAGAUCGUGAGAAAAAUAGAGAUGGUUUUACUGAGUUAUUUGCGGAUAUGUUGUUCAACAUCCCUGCCAUUAAGGCUGCAAAUGCUCACAGAGAUGCAGGUGCCCACGUGUACUUGUAUGAGUACCAGCAUCCGCCUCAUUUCUUGAAGGCAAAAAGGCCAAGCUUUGUUGGGUGUGACCACGGAGACGAAAUCUUUACUGUUUUAGCGUUUUGCUUUACAACAAAACAUAUCCGACUAAAUGCUACAUGCUUAGAGGAGGAAGAACAACUUAGUCGAACGAUGAUGGCCUACUGGGGCAACUUUGCUCGGAAAGGGUCGCCUAAUGGUGAUGGCCUUGCUCACUGGCCUAUGUAUGGAAGAGAAGAGAAGUACCUGGCAAUAAGUGCAAAGGAGCAGGUAACUGCCCAGCACCUGAAGAAGGAUCGCUUUGUCUUUAUGACUCAGAUCCUCCCAGAGAAAGUUCGACUACAUCAGGAGAAGAAUGAGCGUGUUGAACUUUAGAGGACGAGCACCAUUUUGUUUUCUUUUACAACCUGUCCUCUUCAUCUUGCAUCGUUUUGAGUUUAAUGCAGUGAUUCACUGUGACAUACAGUAGCUGUUAAACUGAUUUUGAGUAUCUUAAACAAGCACAGCAAAUAAUAGGAACUAUGUACUUGUCCACUUUUAACAUUUUGAAAAAUCUUAAAAAAAAAAAAAAAAAGAACAUUUGAAUUAAAUCAACUGACUGUUGUGUGGCA
This is a messenger RNA of Phycodurus eques (leafy seadragon), 2122 nucleotides long. RefSeq names its product carboxylesterase 2b (gene ces2b). NCBI's taxonomy places the organism in Eukaryota, Metazoa, Chordata, Actinopteri, Syngnathiformes, Syngnathidae. The record is from RefSeq and is a predicted model, not a curated record. Bases 210 to 1886 code for a protein of 558 amino acids. The transcript is spliced from 14 exons.